AUGAGUGAUAUCGUCAGCCUGCCCGCCGACAAGGAACGUUCGACUGUUGUCAUGGAUAAGACAGAUUACACGAUGAAACUGCAAAGUCUAUUGGAGGACGAAGGUGCCUAUGAGCUUUUGGAGACUGGAGAGUUCAAGAAGCACCUGAACAGCGUAAACAGGGCGAUAGACAAGUUGUGGAAGGCAGGAGUCCUCAAAAGAAAGGAGGCAUUGGCGGCAAAAGCCACAGAUGAGCCACGGCGCGUUUCUACGGCCUGCCAAAAGUGCAUAAAGCAGGAGUCCCCCUACAAAACCAUAGUCUCCUUACGCGGCACCCCGACCCUUGGCCUCUCGAAAUGGCUUUAUCUACGGUUUCGUUUCCUCACCGAGGACUCGGAAUGGACUGUGAAGUCGGCUGAACGACUGGUCUUCCGUUCGUACUCCCCAAAAUUAUGGGCCAGAUAUGUCGACGACACAUCUGUCGUAAUCAAGAGGAACGGCGUUCAGGACUUCAAGGUUUUACUGAACUCAAUAUUCCCCGACAUCCAAUUCACAAUGGAAGAGGAGAACAACAACCAAUUGUCCGUUGUCGAUGUAAAUGUUGCAAGGACGGCCAGUGGGAGGAUAAGAACGGCCGUCCCGGUUUAUAUGGACACGGCCCCUGCGUAUGUCGCCAUAGCUGAGGCAAAUGACAACGGCGGCGAUAUAGCCGGCUUACCGAAGGCAAAAAAGCUAAAAUGCUUGUAUUCCAAAUGCGCAAAGUCUGCUAUCUAAAUUUCCCGGGUUCGAACUUCAAUUGAUCCACACUUGGGGCUGGGUAUGACUGGCUAAUGACGGCUAAUAAACCAGAAAUGGCCACUCAGGUCUCCCUUGUCUUUGUCGGUACCACCUGAGUUACAUCUACUAGUAGUCGCUGUGAGACUGCCUGCUAGGGUUCUAGUAUGAGUCACAAGGCACAACGGAUCGAGCAUCUUCCGUAACCUGAUUUGUGAGCGCCCACUGUCAUAAUAUAGGCAAAAAAACCACAAGCACACCUACUGAACAAACAUCGAUACGUAAGGUAGCUGUGGAGUAAGCCUGUGGCCGCCUAUUUGGCCCCUGCCGAAUUUAAAACAUAAAAGAAAUAUUAUAGGUAGUGUUGUGUUGUUUAGAAAUGUCGAUUUAUUUUGAAAAGCGCAAUAUCCCGAAAUCGUCAGACUAAAGACUUCUCUAAUAUCGACGAAGUGUAUUCCAAUGCAUCUCUCGGGAAAAGUGACCAUAUUACGCUACUAUGGGAUUAGUCGCUCUUCUCUCAACGCCCGAAGAGAUCAAAAGGCCAACCUAAUAUAUGAAAGGCAGGUUUCAACACUAUGUCCGUGAAUUGGGACCGUUUUCUCGGGGUAUAUCCGGAGGACGACUGGAGAUCUUUUAGGACGAUUUCACUCGAUCUAACUCAGCGCUGUUGUCCACCUGAACUACAAAAGCAACUAGUCGAUCUGCUUGGUUAACUAGGCACCUAAAUUGGCGGAUGAAAAGAUGGAAAAUAUUCCGGGAAACUGCGUCACCUGCGCAUUUCGAAGAAUUUCGUCAUCAAAGAAACGCAGUCAAAAAUGUAUCCAUCAGGCACGGAAGGAAUAUGAAUCCAAAAUUAUCCGACAGGCUGAACAGAAACUCCAGAUUUUAUUUCACUAUCUUAACAGUAGACUGAAAAACAAGGACCCGGUCGCAGUACUGAGGGAUGAUAAUGGUGUACAAAUAAUUGAGAACAGGGGGAAAGCCGAACACUUAGGUCGGUAUUUUGCCUCAGUUUUUACUAGGGAAACAGAGUUUCGUAGUCACAGUGCCAGCAAUGCCGUUGAGACCGCUGGUCCCGUGCUGGACUCCAUACUGAUUCUGACAGCUAUCGUGGAAAUGGGGCUGGAAGAUCUCAAAGAUGCAAAGUCCUCGGGUCCGGACAAUAUACCGGCCAAAUUCUUGAAAGAAUUGGCGAACGAACUCCCCAAACUACUGGUACACAUCUUCUGCUCGUCAUUCGAAUUAGGGAGGCUGCCAUCGGAAUGGAAGAUAGCAAAUAUCUUUCUGAUAUACAAGGUCGGGGCUCGCACUAAUCCUAACAAUUACCGGCCUCUUAGUCUCACCUGCAUCUCCUGUAAAAUCAUGGAGGCCAUAGUUAAGAAAGCGACAAUGAACUUCCUGGAGCAGAACCACCUACUCUCAGACCUGCAGCACGGCUUCAGACAGAAGCGUUCGUGCCUUUCCAGCCUAUUGCCCUCGACGGAGCAGUGGACUCGCGCACUGGACGAGGAUGGUAGGGUCGAUGGCAUCUACACGGACUUCAAGAAGGCAUUCGACAGCGUCCCACGCAAACGCCUAAUCUACAAACUUUCUGAAAUCGGGAUAAGAAGAAGGCUGCUGACAUGGAUAACAGAUUUUCUUACAGGCAGAUCACAAACUGUGUGCGUUGAGGCCUCGAGGUCAACUCCUACCCCCGUUCUAAGUGGUGUACUCCAGGGCUCCGUCUUAGGGCCGUUGCUAUUCCUGGUUUACAUUAACGACUGCGUCGACGACCUGGGAUGCAGCGCCAUCAUGUUUGCUGACGAUGUUAAGCUGUGGAGAGCCAUCACAUCUGACGCAGACAGGUACGCGCUUCAAGACAGUCUCAACCGCCUGAACAGUUGGUCAGCUCGUUGACUCCCUAAUUUUAAUGUGGACAAAUGUGUGGUCCAGAGACUCCGCACCGAAAAGACCACUAAGGAGGACGAUUCCUUUCAAUACGUCCUGGGUGGGCAGCCCCUUUCAAAUGUCGUGGAACAGAAGGACCUCGGCGGCAAGGGUGUUAUUUGCGCUGAGGCGAGGAUUUGUGAAGAUCGAUAAAGAGCUGUUCUGAAAAACCUAUGGGGCAUUCGUCCGGUCUCAUUUAGAGUAUGCAGUCCAGGCCUGGCGACCGUGGUUGAAGGAAGACUAUCAACGACUGGAAAGAGUACAGGCGGUGGCUACGAAGAUGGUCAAGAAUCUUAAUAAUCUGCCUUACGAAACCAGGUUGACCGAACUAAAUUUGUUUCCUCUCAAUUACAGGCCACUGCGCGGCAGGAUUGUCAGAGGCCGUGAGUUCGCCCUAGACUUUGAUGAUUUCUUCGAAUCGGCCGGAACCGACCGUCCACGAGGUCAUCCCUUCAAACUGCAGAAGGAGCUGGCUCAUUCGGACGUCCGACGGAACGCCUUCUCUCACAGGUUCAUUGGAGCAUGGAAUGGACUGCCUGAUGGGGUGGUUCUUUCCGAAACUAUCGAAUCCUUUAAGUGUAGACUAGAUGCUCAUCUGUUAAGAAACCACUGUAUAUAUACUCAAACUGGUACUAGCGGUGGCUGUUUGCGCCUGGCUCACACUUACUGUUACCUUUUGAAUUUCCGCAUUUGCUGAUGUAAUUAUUGAUUCCAUUUCCUUUUAUCGACAUGAAUAGGGAGCUCAAGGGCGAAAGCCUUAUUCCCCUAAUAAAAUGACUUAAAUUGCUCAAGAGGCGGUAUGACGAGAUGAACGAGUCAGUGGAGCGGAGACAUCUAGUCCAACUCUUAAAUUUCUGUCUGAAGACGUACUUCACCUUCGAGGGGACCAUGUACGAACAAAUCAGAGGGACGCCGACGGGAUCGCCUCUUUCCGGCUUCAUCGCUGAGGCAGUUUACACAACUCAUAGGCCAGAGUUUUGGACUCUGUACGUCGACGACACCUUCGACAUCAUCAAGCGAGAAAUGAUCGAGGAAUUUUGCAAUGUCCUGAAUUCUGUUUUCCCGGACAUUCAAUUCACGAUUGAGGCGGAAAGCAACAACCAGCUGCCGUUUUUGCACGUUCUUUUCCAUCGAAAACCUAACGGGCACAUUAAAACGACGAUGCAUGGGAAGGCUACCUACACACGCCAAAUUACAGUAAACACCCGUAAUGCCACAAACGCAGCUGUGUGCGAACUCUCUACAGUACAGUAGAAACACUCUGCGGCGAACCGGAUGACAGAAGGACAGAGCUCCGCUACCCUCAGCGCCUUUUUAUGGCCAACGGAUACCCCCGUAACUACAUCAAACGCAGCAGGCAGCCUAAACCAGGUCAAAAUCGGAUGACAAAACGGCUCAGUAAUCAAUGCUGCUGCCUCAACCACUACGCCGGCAAACGGCUCUGCCCCGGCGACUACAGAGAAGAUCCCUGUGUGUAUGCGGGCGAUUAGCGCCAAAAUCGAUUAACGACUCCCACCGCAUAAUUAACACCAUGUUAACACGACUUUUAUCCAUCCCCCCUCUAACUACUGCGACGCCGUACGAUACUCACCUCCGAAGAUGAAAGCUUCAGUUUCAGUUUAUUUGAGGGAAAUAUAGGUGUUAAACCUUUGAACUCCCUAUUUGUUACAAGGAGGCGAACAAUAAAAAAAAACAAUUUGAAAAUGGAAACAUCGAACGGCUACAGAGUUUCUUCAGAUUGGCAACGUUUUGUAAACCAGACAGAUAAACGACUUGUUCCAAGAGUUAAAAACAUUAACGUUACUAAAUGUGCUGUACAGUAGUCUGUCUAGGGAUAGUUGGUGCUAUCUCAGUUUCGGAGGGAGACGAAUUGAAUGCCAACACACAUUCAACAGACAUGGAACAAUAUUAAAAAAAACGUUACUGAAAUACAGAAAGUAACAUAACAACAUUACUAAACUGUUCGAACGAAAUGCUAGACAAUCUGUCAGGUGGCAUUAUGACGAUUGGUGGCAAUCUGGUCCAAGUUACGCUUAAAAGCCUCGACGAAGGUGGACAUGACGACACCUGCAGGCAGAGCAUUCCAGGCCUCGAUCACUCUGUUUGAAAAGAAGAACUUCCGAGUGUCCAGCUUGGCGCCAGUUACGCGUAGUUUAAGUGGAUGACCUCGGAGGUUCGUUGUGGUCGCUAACUCAAAGAAAUCAGUAGGUACGAGACAGCAGUCCUGGCCGCGCAGUAUACGGAAUGUUUGUAUAAGGUCGCCUCUUAGCUGUCUGUAACUCAGUGGAAAUAGGCCGAGAUUGGACAAUCGGGUUUCAUAGGGUAGUGAACCCUGUCCACUUACGAGUUUGGUUGCCCACCUCUGAACUUUCUCAAGGAUGCUGAGAUCUUUAGAGGUCCAUGGUUUCCACGCCUGAAUAGCGAACUCUAGCUGUGGCCGUACGAAAGUCCGAAAGACUUUAACGAAGCAGUCUUCAUCGAAGGUAGAGAAAGCUCUCUUAGCAAGAUAAAGGACUGACAUCGCAGACUUGGCUACCUUGGAGCAGUGAAGCGGCGGUUUUAGAGAAGCCGUUACCCACACCCCCAAGUCUUUCUGGGCGUCUACCUCCUGCAAUGGUACGCCGUUUAGGUGGUAAGCCCUCCGGCUCAGAGAUCGCGUCCUGCCGACUCGCAGGACAUUACACUUAGUCACAUUAAACGGCAACAGCCAGUCCUGUGACCAUUUCUCGAGUCGGGUCAGGUCUGCCUGCAAGCGCUCUUCGUCAACUUCAGUUCGGAUGACGCUCCAAAGUUUAACAUCAUCAGCGAACAUGGCGACAUCACAAUUCAGUUCACUGAUGCAGUCGUUGACGUAUAUAAUGAAUAGGGUAGGGCCAAGAACGGAGCCUUGUGGAACACCGCUUUCAACCGCUACCUCCGCCGACUGCCUGUCACCGACGUGGACGAUUUGAGAGCGACCGAUCAAGAAACUUUGUAUCCACCUCAGGAGAUUACCCCUCAGGCCUGUUCGGUUUAAUUUGUACAGGAGACGCUGAUGGGGUACACUGUCGAAUGCUUUCUUAAAGUCGACGUAGACUGCGUGCACUGCAUUGCUGCCAUCGACUGCCCGGGUCCAGCGAUCUAAACAAUAUAGUAGAUUCGUCGCGCAUGAUCUGCCUCUUCGAAAUCCGUGCUGGGCAUCGCAUAGCAGAUUAUACUCUUCUAGGAAGUGCAUUAUUUCUCGCUUUAUUAUUUUCUCCAUAAUUUUGCAGCAAAUUGAAUUAAGGCUGAUUGGUCUGUAGUUGUUUGAUAAGACCUUGCUGCCGCCUUUAUAAAUUGGCGUGAUCCGCGCUGAUUUCCAAUCGGAGGGCAAAUAGCCUGCUUCGAACGAAGCUUGGAAGAGCAUGGACAGCGGUUUGGAUAGUUCUCCAGCAAGUUCCUUCAACAAUUUGGGCGGUAUGUCAUCCGGUCCAGGUGAUUUAGACUCAUUCAACUUCAACAGUUCUUUGCGAACAAUAGCUUCGGCGAAAGAGACGUGCUCAAUCGUUGGCCCGUCCACUAUGUCGCAGUCGGGAGGGAGAAAUGCGCCUUCCUUCGUAAAGAUGGACUUAAAGAACUGUGAAAGGUGCUCUGCCUUUUCUCCGUCUUCACUGAGUUCUAGGUCGUCACUAGUUUUCAAUAACGGGAUUGAGUCUCUGUUUCGUGUGCUUCUUCUUAUGUAACCAUAGAACAACUUCGGAUUUUCUGCGGCUCGAUUUAGUAGGUCUUUCUCAAAAGUACGCCGCGUCCCGAGGAUUAACCUCCUAACUAGGUUCCUCUGUGCUUUGUAUGCAUUUAACGACACAUAGCUCCUAUCCGAGAGGAAUUUCCUCCAUAACCUCCGCUUUUUAUUCACUUCUUUUUUUAAAGCUUGUGUUAGCCACGGGGGUCUGCAGUUUGGUUUCUUCCGUGAAAUAGGGCAGUGGUCUCUGAGAAUAACGUGCAGUAACUCACUACACGGGGAGCCGUAACAGUUCUCUCCCCCACACAAUGUCCUGAAUUCUGUCUCCCCUGACACCCAGUUCACAACGAAAGCGGAAAGCGGAAAGGAAAUUUUCGAUAUUUGCUUCCCUUUUGAUACUGUUAUGGUACGACCGGAUAGAAUUUCUUCCCCCUAUCUGAAAUCGUUAAGACGUAAAAAAGAACUCCUUUACAAGCUAGGCUUACGUGAUAACCUUAAGGACGUUACCGUCUUAAUAAAAACAGAGAUUGACAGGCUAAAUAGCCUGUUUGUCAGCAAACUUUUUUCCUCUUCCUAAUCCCCCCCUUUUCCCCCCUUCCUCAUCUGAGAUUUGGAAAAAUCUUAAGCAUCUCACUGGCCAUCGCAACACACUGGUGCAUGUGGAUGCAGAUUUAAACUCCCUAAAUAAAAAUUUUAUAUUUAGUCACAAUGACUCCCAUCUUCCCUUAGAUGACAUUCCCCUAUCACCGAGUACAGUCCAACCCGUGUCUGUGGCAACAGUAGAGAAACACCUUAAAAAGGUCCGUGGAUCAACAGCUGCCGGACCGGAUGGUGUCUCGCCUUUUCUUCUUAAAUCUUGCAGUUCUCAGAUAGCCCCUAUGUUAACGCACCUAAUCAAUAUGUCUUUCAUGGGGUCCAAGAUUCCCGACGCCUGGCGUACAGUGAGAAUCACUCCCAUCCCUAAAAAGCCUGCUAAAUCUUUUCGCCCAAUUGCCUGCUCCUCUGCAAUACUAAAGCUUGCUGAAACAGUUGCCCUAGACAUCAUAAAGCCUUUUUCUUCCAGUUUUUCCGACCCUUUACAAUUUGCAUAUAAAGCCAAACGGAGUACUUAAGAUGCUGUCGCUCUUGUGGUUCACUCUGCUCUAAAAGCAUUAGACAAGGGUUUCCGCGAGUAUGUGUGCGCUUUUCUUGAUUACUCCUCCGCCUUCAAUACCGUCCCGCGCCCUCUUCUCCUUUCCAAAACCUCCGCAUGUGGCUCUUCAGGCUGGGUCGUCUCUUGGCUGAGCGAUUAUUUUACCUUCCGCACCCAAUUUGUCCAAUCUGGCAAGCGGAAAUCUUCGACCCUUCCCAACGACUGCGGUGUUCUUCAAGGUUCCAUUCUAUCCCCUCACCUUUUCUCCCUCCACACUGAUGAUCUCAGGUCCCCUAAUGACUGUCUUCUGGUCAAGUAUGCUGACGAUGUGGUUGUUGGACACCCUCUCAAAAGUCAGACACACGUCUAGUCUCCAAAGGAUGGCCUAAACCAUGUCCUAGCGUGGUCGGAGGAAAAUGGUCUCCUAAUUAACAACCAAAAAUCCGUUCAGUGUAUUUUUCGACUGCGGCCCUCUCCUAACCCUGAUUCCUCUGACAUUCUUCCUAACGAAGUAUCCUCUUUCAGGUAUCUCGGCGUUACUUUGUCCUCAAAUCUUUCUUUUUCCCUCCAUAUUGAGUCCCUAUUUAUUAAAGUUCGUAAACUUGUUUACUACAUUCGUCGUUUGCGUUCCUACCACACACCUCAACCCUUAGUCUGGCGAUUCAUUGAUGCCUGCAUUCGUCCUCUUAUCCUAUACUGUUCUCUUGUCGUUUUUCCUGCUUUGUUAAAAAAAGGAUCUUUUAAUUUUGAAACGCAUCCUCCGCAUGCUCUCUUCUGCUGCUGGUGUUUCUUAUCUUUUUUUAGUUGACACUAUCUUACAACGACACUUCAAUGCAGUCAAGCAAUUUGCUGGUCGAAUUCUAGAUGACGUUGCCCAUCCCUUACAUUCUGAUCUUAUGUAUGCGAAAUCUUCCCGCCCGAUGCGCCGCAGCUUCCGACUUAUAUCCUGUCGCACGUCGACUUAUUGAGCUUCUGUAUUGCCAUUCCUAGCGCGCUAUCUUACGUGCGAAGAGACAGAAAUACAGAAGCUAAGACUUGAACUAUCCCCAUAAUAGUCGUUUCUUUGUGUUAAACUUUGACUCUUGAAUAAUCUAUUAACUUAUUUACUGCUCUCUCUCUCUCUCUCAUCAACUACCGUUCCUGGACGUACUGGUUAAACGGAAACCAAGUGUACACCUAAAAACAACGCUGCAUAGGAAGGUCCCCGAAACGGGCCAAAUCCUAAGCUACCACAGCAAACACCCGUCCUCUCACAAACGAAACUGUGUGCGAACACUAUACAAAAGGGCAGAAACACACUGCAGCGAGCCAGACGACAAAAGGUUAGAAUUACGCAAUCUUCAGCGCCUAUUCAUGGCGAACGGUAUCCCCGCAACUUCAUAGAACGCAGCAGGCAACCUGGUCCAAGCUGAAGUUCGGUGACAGAACGGCCAAAAAUCUGGCGGAUGUUCCUUACAUUGACGGCGUCUCUGAGGCGGUCUCACAUCUCCUAAGACCACUGGGGAUUGACACUGCCUAUCGGACAGAGUCAACAGUUCGAAAUCUGGUCAUGAGACCUAAAACUUCCCUGCCACCCAGAGAAACAACAAACGUCACUUAUCGGAUCUAA
Messenger RNA from Spirometra erinaceieuropaei, 9120 nucleotides. NCBI's taxonomy places the organism in Eukaryota, Metazoa, Platyhelminthes, Cestoda, Diphyllobothriidea, Diphyllobothriidae. The record is from the annotation of a GenBank genome assembly.